This is a messenger RNA of Brienomyrus brachyistius, 3672 nucleotides long. Its product is annotated as ribosomal protein S6 kinase alpha-3-like. Gene Ontology annotation, molecular function: ATP binding; ribosomal protein S6 kinase activity; magnesium ion binding. The record is from RefSeq and is a predicted model, not a curated record. The transcript has 22 exons. Bases 276 to 2492 code for a protein of 738 amino acids. Gene Ontology annotation, biological process: protein phosphorylation; intracellular signal transduction. NCBI's taxonomy places the organism in Eukaryota, Metazoa, Chordata, Actinopteri, Osteoglossiformes, Mormyridae.
GACGAGCCGCGGCGCCAUGUUGAGGGAGACGGAAGUGAGAGAGUGCGGUGGGGAGCCGGCAGCAGGAGAGCGCAGAGGAAAAGAGGCGGCGGCGAAGGAGGAGCAGCCAGCGGCCGGGGCUCAGCGGCUCUUUCAUCGCGAUGACCGCUACGUGUUAGUGUCCGCAAAGUGCUGUCCCCGGCGUAGCGCUCCGCACUUUGUCGGCUGUUCACCCCCCCUCCCCGGAGCAGCGCCCGUCCGGAGCCGAACUGAGGAGGAGCGGCGCAGCGGAGAAGAUGCCUCUGCCACAGCUGGCCGACCCGUGGCAGAAGAUGGCAGUGCGGGACGCGGGGGCGGAGGACCCCCCCCACGCUGCAGAUGAUUCCGCCGGGGAUGAAGAUGGCAUAUGUGAGGAUGAAGGCUCGGUGAAGGAGAUCAGCAUUACCCAGCAUGUGAAAGAGGGCUUCGAGCGGGCUGACCCACGACAGUUUGAACUCCGCAAAGUCCUGGGACAGGGCUCCUUCGGGAAGGUAUUCCUGGUGAAGAAGGUGACAGGACCAGAUGCAGGCCAGCUGUAUGCCAUGAAAGUGCUGAAAAAGGCCACCCUGAAAGUGCGAGACCGAGUGCGAACUAAAAUGGAGCGGGAUAUCCUGGUAGAAGUAAAUCACCCCUUCAUCGUCAAACUGCACUACGCAUUCCAGACAGAGGGGAAACUCUACCUGAUCUUGGACUUCCUUCGAGGUGGAGACCUCUUCACCCGUCUGUCCAAAGAGGUGAUGUUCACUGAAGAGGAUGUGAAGUUCUACCUGGCUGAACUGGCUCUGGCUCUGGACCACCUGCACAGUUUGGGCAUCAUCUACAGGGACCUGAAACCUGAGAACGUUUUGCUGGAUGAAGACGGCCACAUUAAGCUGACAGCAGAUUUUGGACUGAGCAAGGAGUCCAUAGACCAUGAGAACAAGGCGUACUCCUUCUGUGGGACAGUGGAGUACAUGGCCCCCGAGGUGGUGAACCGCAGAGGCCACACCCACAGUGCCGACUGGUGGUCCUACGGCGUGCUCAUGUUUGAGAUGCUCACUGGGACCCUGCCUUUCCAAGGGAAGGACCGCAAGGAGACUAUGACCAUGAUCCUCAAAGCCAAGCUGGGGAUGCCACAGUUCCUGAGCUUGGAGGCACAGAGUCUGCUGAGAAAUCUUUUCAAACGCAACCCAGCCAACAGACUAGGAGCUGGUCCAGAUGGAGUUGAGGAGAUCAAGAGGCACCCAUUCUACUCCAGUAUAGACUGGAAUAAAUUAUUCAGGAGAGAGAUCUACCCCCCAUUCAAACCUGUGACAAGUAGACCGGAUGACACCUUCUACUUCGAUCCGGAGUUCACCACAAAAACUCCCAAAGACUCUCCAGGGGUGCCCCCCAGUGCCAACGCCCACCAGCUCUUCCGUGGGUUCAGCUUUGUGGCCAUGAGCCCUGAGGAGGAGAGUGAGCCACUGGCAGGUGUGGGCGUGCCCUCUGUCGUACAGCAGCUUCACAGGCCCACCGUGCAGUUUUCUGACGCGUACGACAUGAAAGAGGACAUCGGAGUGGGCUCAUACUCCAUCUGCAAGCGUUGCAUCCACAAGAGCUCAAACAUGGAGUUCGCUGUGAAGAUCAUCAACAAGGCCAAGAGGGACCCCACAGAGGAAGUGGAGAUCCUGCUGAGAUAUGGACAACACCCCAACAUCAUCACCCUGAAGGAUGUUUAUGAUGACGGCCGCUCCGUCUACCUGGUGACGGAGCUGUUGAAAGGAGGAGAACUGCUGGACAAGAUUCUCCGGCAGAAGUUUUUCUCUGAGCGUGAAGCCAGCGCCGUUCUCCACACCAUCACCAAAACUGUGGAGUACCUGCAUGCACAAGGGGUGGUCCACAGAGACCUGAAGCCCAGUAACAUCCUCUACGUGGAUGAGUCCGGGAAUCCUGAGUCCAUCCGCAUCUGUGACUUUGGCUUCGCCAAGCAGCUGCGUGCCGAGAACGGGCUGCUGAUGACCCCCUGCUACACCGCCAACUUUGUGGCUCCUGAGGUGCUGAAGAAGCAGGGUUAUGAUGCUGCCUGUGAUAUCUGGAGCCUGGGUGUGCUGCUCUACACCAUGCUGACUGGGUUCACACCUUUCGCAAAUGGCCCUGAUGAUACUCCAGAAGAAAUCCUAGCCCGGAUCGGCAGUGGGAAGUUCUCCUUAAGCGGGGGCUACUGGACCUCAGUCUCUGCAGAGGCCAAGGAUCUGGUGUGGAAGAUGCUGCAUGUGGACCCCCACCAGAGGCUGACGGCAGCCCAGGUCCUCAGACACCCCUGGAUUGUGCAGAAGGACCAGCUGCCCAAGUACCAGCUCAGGAGACAAGACGCCCCACACCUGGUCAAGGGAGCGAUGGCCGCGACAUACUCAGCUCUGAACAGAAACGUGCCUCCAGUGCUGGAGCCCGUAGGCUCCUCGACGAUCGCUCAGCGUCGGGGCAUCAAGAAACUGACCUCCACUGCCCUAUGAGCCCUGACCUCCACGCAGCACAGACGCCCAGCGUGACCCACCCGGCCACCCUGUAGCGACCCGAACACUGAACGAGUAGCAGAGCUUGGACCUGUAGUGUUACCAUCACACCUCCUGGCCAAGAGAACAGAUGGCCUUGUACAAUCAUUUCUGCAUCCAAGCAGGAGAAGCUAGGAAACAGAAAUUCUGCAUAAGUAUUUUUAUUUUGAAUAAUUAGAUACUUAAGCAUAAGAAAAUGAGCCGAAGUGGGUGAGAAUGACUCCUGUGUCUUGUAAAAGUCUAUUGGUCAUUACCGUGAGCAGAGAGCCUCCCAGCUGGGAUCCUCACAGAUACGUCUGUUUGGCCAUAGCCACAAGUCUGCCUCUAUGUAGUGUGGGAAAACGACAGAAGUGGCCAGGCCAUGACGGGUCCAGCAGCUCCCCGUUGUACACCCCACCCAGCCACCAGAGCUGGCACAAUCUCUUAUGAUUUAUUAUUUUUUUACACAUCUGUUCAAGGUUGCCUUAGGGCAUUUUAUUGGUAAAAAAAGAGGACCAUGUGACUGUGUCCUUUUGGACUCCUCUUGUUACCUUGCUCGCAGAGGGUGUCCCAGUCUUUUCUCUGUAGUCUUCACCUGUCUCCGCACCACAUGAAAAUAGCCUCGUUUAUGGCUGCUUCCCUGCAUCCGGAACUAACUUCUGGUCUCUGGGUUUUCUCAUUUUAACCGACUUCUCUCAUAUAUCGCUCUCCACAUCAGAUCAGUAGAUGUACAUCACGGCGUGCGGCCCUUCUGCACUAGGGGGUGUUCUGGACCUGUGCGCACCUCAGCCUUUUAUACCCGCUUCUUAGUUCUGGUGGCUGCAUCGAACAUUCUUUUGUUGUACUUAUAGCUCUGCAGAUCUCAGGUUUACACAGACACGAUGACAGUGACACCUGGUGGUAUAUAUGUACAAUGAGCUGGUGAUUCAGUGCCACACUGAUGGUCCAUGGAAGUCAAACUGUAUUAUUACUACUGAAUGACCGUUGAUUGAAAGUGAGAACUUUUAGCAAAAGCGGAAAUCCAUUAGUGGGAGAACCGCCUAUAUGGAUAUAGCUGUCUUUCAACACAAUGCAAAAAAAUACAAUAUCUGCAUUACAGAUGCAGUUAUAUAUGACAUACAAGGACAUUAAUAAAAAUGAAAUAAAAGUAUAUAUUUACGUA